Molecule: messenger RNA, 3084 nt
Organism: Aedes aegypti (yellow fever mosquito)
Lineage: Eukaryota; Metazoa; Arthropoda; Insecta; Diptera; Culicidae
Product: ras guanine nucleotide exchange factor V
Exons: 4
Coding region: 103-2376 (757 amino acids)
Source: RefSeq, a predicted model, not a curated record
AGGCAAACGUCGAUGGAUAACUUGGUAAUCUAACGACGCCAUUAGUUGUUGUAACUAAGAGUCACCAUUAUCAUCAGUUGCCAUAAAUUAUCAUAAUGCAAAAUGGAGCUCUCUACGAUGGGGGGUCGUCGUCUGACCUCUCAGCAGCUACAGCAACUACAGCAGUCCCAGCAACAGCAGCAGUCAGACCAGCAAUUUCAACCUUACCAGCACCCGUUGCAUCCAGCCCAGGCAAUGCUAUUCCAGCACCAGCAGCAGCAGCAGCAUCCCGGUCAACAAAUGGCACCUCCACCAUCCAUGGGAAUAGGAGGACUACAUCGUUCCGCUCCACGGUUUCAUGCCUCAAGGCACCGGAAGGACUCGCUCGGGAAGAGUGUUAGCAAGUAUAUGUACCCGCCGGGGUCGCCCUCGAUGGGGUUCAACGAGAAUAUCUACCAUCCCCAGACGACGGCCGCGGUGACAAUGACGACCAACAACGGCAACAGCCUCGGCAGCAGUUUGGCCAACAGCAACAAGCACAACCGUUACCCGGAGCCGGAUCCGGACGUAAUCGAGGUCUACUUGGAGGACGAUCCCAUCAAGCUGAAGGAAGCGGUGCGCGAUGGAAAGGAAAUAAAAUGGCGCAACAAUAUUGUGGCGACGAUGGAACGAUACGAGCCGGCUCCCAUAUCGGCCGCAACUUUACCAUCCUCCUACUUGCACCACCACCAGUCCAGUAACGACAGUAGCGUCAAUCCGGAAUACUCGUACGCGUAUUGUGAACCGAUGCUGCUCAAACAGCAAGCCCUUCAGCAGCAACAACAGCAGUCCCAACAAGCUGGCGGUCAGCUACAUCCGAACAAUAUCCCCCAAAUACACAAAAUCUCCUCGUCAGUGUCGAGCAAUGCGCUCUCCAAGUUGCCAUCCACCAAUUCUCUACGUGCCUUAUUGAGUAAAAGCUUCCGCAAGAGUUCCAUAACGACGAACUCGCCGGGAACGUCUAGUGGAGGUCCCAAUGCCAUGGGCAAUGCCGCGAUUACUCAAGAAAAGCACACGUUUACCACGCGCUACGGAACGAAAGAGAACAUCUAUGAAGAUGUUGGUGCUGGAAGUACUCUAGGGACGCCAAAGCCCGCAGGAAAUAUAAACUCUUCAUCGAUGCAGAGCUUUGAAUCCAUCAGCAAGUUCAACAUACACGAUGAGCUGAGGCACGUGCAGAGCCAACAUGACAGAAUUAUAGGAGAGCUGAAUCUGUCGGUAGAGACGUUGAUUAUGCCGUCAAAGGACGAACAAGAUGCCAUCGAGGAACGACUGAAUGAAAUCCAUUGCGCACAGUACCAUGAUGAACUGUCACAAGACGAUUGCAUAGCAGCAGGUUCGUCAAAUUCAGCUAUGAUUCAUAUGCAAGAGCGGCUAUCACCAACCACUUCGCAGCCUAACAGUGGCGACGUGGAUAGCGGGAUUAGCGGUAGUAGUAGUAGUGGUGCUAGUUAUUCCAGUAGCAUGCUGUAUCGGACUACCACUAUGUAUACGAACAAUAGCAAGACGGUCACGGUAAACGAUAACGCAGAGGGUAGUGGUUCUGGAAUGUCAAUGAUGGCUGGCAGUAGCUCGAUAAGAAGCAGCUGCGGCAGCAACAGUGGCUGCGGUCCAGGUCCAGUUGGCAGUUAUUCGGCCUGUGGGAGUGCUAGUUGUAGUAAAAUGGCUUCAAAUGUUGUGAUACCUAAUUCAAAUAAGCUAACUUGUUGUUUCUAUUCAGAUAAGCUAAAUAAAAAUAGUAAAUCCAAUUCCGAUCACUUAGACACGCUUGGCGAUAAGUCCAGCUUUUGGAAUAAAUUAGGGAAAUUGAAAAUUUCCGGUGUAUUUGGUGGUGCCAACAGUAGCAACAGCAGCAAUAGCAGCUCCAGCAGUAGUAGUACAAAUGGCCAACACUUCCAUCCGCUGCAUCACCACCACCAUCCGCAUCUACACCAUCAUCACAAUCACGGUAUGCUAAGCCAUCCCCAUCAACUGUCUGGCAUUAACCAUUCAGCUCCGACGACUACCACCAAUACGGCCACAAUGGCGCGAAGCAACGAUGCCGAUCCACAUCUGCAUCUACAUCACCACCAUCAUCACCACCACCAUCGUCUUCCGUCACCGCCAGUCACCACAACGAUCGAACCCUGGUGGCAAACUCCUCCGUCGGAUCCUGGCUGCAUAGAUAUCUCCGUUUGCGGUGGAGGCGAUUAUCAGAUGCCUUGUGAACUCGUGGUUCCACCACCAUCCCUAUUGUCGAUCGUUAGCGGUGUUGGUGUUCGUCCACCACUGCCGCAACCACCACUACAUACACAGAUCGAACUCGAAGAGGACGAAGAAGAACAGCGAACGGAACCGGAUCAAACGGCAUCCAACUAGGACUUCGGGCGUCGUCCGUUCCAUAUGUGAUGUGAACUCUUAAUUAAUGACCGUACUACAACCAGACGCUACACAAAGUCGCGAAUGUAAAUAUAAAGGAGCCCACUUGCUCAUGUUUUUAGUGUAUAGUAAAAAUUAUAACUGUCAUUUUAACACAAAUCGAUCGCUAUUGUAAACAAUGAUCUGUAUAUUUUAGAACAUCAAUUCACUGUAAAGGAGCGAACAAAAAAUAGGCGAACCAAUUCGACGAGAAACAAAAAAAAAUAGUAGAUUCUAAUGUGAAUAGUUAGUGCUAUAUAACGAAAAUAUUUAAAAUCGAUAACAUUUUUGCGGUUCCCGGUGACCAAACAACGCAACGGACCAUCGUUUCGUGAAAGAUUUUUUUUUUUGUUCUUGGUUGAAACAGAUACAUCUGAACCAGAUAAGUGUAAAAUUGAGCAAAUUCAAAAUUGUUAAAUUAUUCAUUGUUUUUUUUCGGUUGAAUUUACAUUUGGAUCGAUUUGGCAUUUAAAAAAAUAGAAACAUACAGGAGAUUCAGUUUUUGAUUCAUUUGGCAAUAACGUACAUCUACGCGAAGAAGUAUGAGAAAAGAAACAAGAGUAAGGAAAUGCCAAAGAAUACAUUUAUUGAGGUAAUAUUAAUAUAUUUUUAUACUUAAUGUUAUUUAAAAUAAAUAUUUAGAAAGGAAAACUUCAUUCAAAAUGAUAA